Ilex paraguariensis (yerba mate) is the source of this 297-nucleotide messenger RNA. Lineage: Eukaryota; Viridiplantae; Streptophyta; Magnoliopsida; Aquifoliales; Aquifoliaceae. The record is from the annotation of a GenBank genome assembly.
AUGGCAAGCGAUGUGUAUAGCUUCGGUGUUGUGCUGCUUGAGAUUUUAUCAGGUUUACGAGCACAUGGAUAUGGCCAACGAAAUUUGAUUGAUUGGGCGAGACCUCAUCUCUCUCACAGAAGGAAGUGGAAGACCAUUAUGGAUGCGCGGAUUAAAGGCCAAUAUUCUUCUGAGGCAGCUUUACAGGCCACUAACCUUUGCCUAAGAUGUCUGGAAUAUGAGCCUAGAAAGCGCCCCUCCAUGAAAGAAGUUGUGGAGGAGUUGGAACAGAUCGAAACCAUGAAGAAGGAGCCAUAA